GAACAAUUAACACCCCGUUAUACUAUAAAUACUCAGUUGUCUUAUUGAUGACAGAUUCGUCUGUGUGCGUUACUUUCAUUUUGGAGAAUUCGUCGUAGUUUCUUCUUAUCAUGUCGUGUGAAAUGAAGCUACUGUACAUUGUAUUCGUUGCGGCAUUAUGCAUUUCAUUCAAACUCGAAGUUGUCGAAUCAAAGUCAAAGCCUCGGACGCUGGAUAAGGACCUCAGUGAUGCUCCACAUGUUCAUGACGGAGAGCAUAGUUCUGUAUAUGAUCACGAGGCGUUUUUGGGGAAAGACGAGGCUCAGAGAUUUGAUGACUUAACACCAGAAGAGAGUAAAGAAAAAUUAGGCCAAAUUGUCAACAAAAUUGACCAAAAUGGAGAUGGUCAAAUAACUACUGAUGAGAUGGCAGCUUGGAUCUCCAAAGUAUCGAAAAGAAUGCUUCUUGAAGAUACUGAUCGCGCAUGGAGAGAAUACGGAUUAUCAGAUGGCGAUAAGAUGCCAUGGGAGAAACACGUUAAUGAGUUAGUUGGUGAAGAUGGAGAAUAUGAAGAUGAAGACGACGAAACAAAAAAGACAAUUUUACAAAGAGAUGAGAGGCGUUGGAAAACUGCUGAUACAGAUGGAGAUGGAAAACUGUCAAAAGAGGAAUUCCUUGCAUUCCUUCAUCCAGAGCAUGAACCGAAGAUGCGAGAUGUCAUUGUUAAGGAAACAAUGGAAGAGGUGGAUAAAAAUCAUGAUGGAUAUGUUGAUCUUGAUGAGUACAUAAAGGAUUUGUGGACUCCGAAUUCUCCAAAUGAAGCAGAACCUGAAUGGGUUAAAACUGAAAGAGAGGAGUUUUCCAAGAGACGUGAUCUUAAUGGUGACGGUAAACUAGACGCAGAAGAAGUUGGAAAGUGGGUUGUGCCAGAAGAUUUUAAUCAUGUUCAGGCAGAAGUAACUCAUUUGUUCUCAGAAUCAGACGCUGACCAGGAUGGCAAACUAAGCAAGAAUGAAAUACUGAAUCGUUAUGAUCUCUUUGUUGGCAGUCAGGCAACCAAUUUUGGAGAAAUCCUAACUAAUCAUGAUGAACUUUAAAAUAACCAAAGAAACACUUUAACCGAUGAAUCAAUUUAUGAUCAAUCAGUCGAUUGUUUUAAAAUAUCCUAGUGAUUUUGUUUCAUGUUUUAAUCUUAAAGCUUUUUGGGUUCAUAGGUGCUGUUUUAUCACUCCUUUUUAUACGAAUGUUUUGUUUCCAUAAAUUCCUACUUUUCUGCGCAUACUUUCAAAGAUGUGGCAUAAAGCUAGCUAACUAACUAGCUAGGUAGCAAGUUGUUCUUUUUUAAAAACUACUUACUUUGUAAGUGCCUGUAACAGCGCUCAUUCAGUCGUUGUCCCUUGCAUGCAUUUUCUUUUAAAUUCAGGUUUUCUAAGCAUUCUUAUUUGAAUUUUCUGUGACUUUUGAUUUUCUGUUUGUAUAGAAAUCAAAAUAAUCUCUCCUUUAAUGUCAUCCUUUUUUUCAUAUAACUACUUUUUACAAGCUUGUCAUAAUAUAUUCAGUUAAAUACAAAACGUUG
Molecule: messenger RNA, 1555 nt
Organism: Trichobilharzia szidati
Lineage: Eukaryota; Metazoa; Platyhelminthes; Trematoda; Strigeidida; Schistosomatidae
Source: the annotation of a GenBank genome assembly